This is a messenger RNA of Cavenderia fasciculata, 3198 nucleotides long. RefSeq names its product putative MADS-box transcription factor (gene srfD). The record is from RefSeq and is a predicted model, not a curated record. Gene Ontology annotation, molecular function: protein dimerization activity; DNA binding. Lineage: Eukaryota; Evosea; Eumycetozoa; Acytosteliales; Cavenderiaceae. Bases 1 to 3198 code for a protein of 1065 amino acids. The transcript is spliced from 4 exons.
AUGGGUAGAAAAAAGAUUAAAAUGCAAAAGAUUCUUGACGAGAGAAACCGCCAAGUAACUUUUACCAAGAGAAAGAAUGGAUUGAUCAAAAAGGCAAUGGAGUUGGCACUCCUGUGUGACUCGUCAGUCACCCUUUUCAUUGUAAAUAAUUCGACCAAUGCCAAAGAAAAAUAUUUCCAAUAUGUUAGUUCAGACUUGGAACUCCCACUCACUUCAAUACCUGAUGAAGGUCCAGAAGUUUCUCAAUUUUAUGUAAAUGAUGAUUAUGUUUUAUUUAAUAAAAAUGGAGGUGAUGUUGAUCAUCAUUCAAAUGAAGAAUCACCAAAUGGAUCACCAAAAUUACAAACUACUACACAUUCUAGAAACCAUCAUCAACAUCAUCAUCAUAAUCAUACCGCGACUGCACCUGUUGCCAAUAAUACUGCAGCUGUUACGACUACUACCACCACUACGACUUCGACUGCUACGACUGCUGCUGCGACACCAAACACCAUUUCAUCAUCCAAUUCACCAGUUUUAACCUCUUCAACUCCAACCUCACCACAACAAACGACCCCACCACUCAAGGCAAUUUCCAAACAACAACCAAAUAAUAAUAACAAUAAUAAUAAUAAUAAUAAUGUACAUCAUCCAUAUAAAUCACCAAAUCAUAAACCAUCACCAUCGGUUGUUCAACAAGUCCAACAACAGCAACAAGUUCAACAACAACAACAACAACAACAACAAUCAUAUCAACAACAAUUACACCAAGUUCAACAACCACCAUUACAAACCAAUCGAUUUACAUUACCACCACUUGCCAGUGCUGCUACUGCAGUCGUAGGUCAACCACCUAGAUCAUCAUCGUCGGCAGAGGAUUCUUCAGAUGGCGAUGACACAGACUGUCAUUCCACCAUUAGAAAGCAUCAACAAGUAGUCCCACAAACCAGCCAUUUUGAUAGUGCACAAGCCACCCAAGCUCUAUUAUCUCUUACGCAUCACAUUUUCUCUUCACCACCUUUAGAAUCAAUUUCAUUAUCCAAUUCUCCAAAUACUUCACCAAGACAACAACAACAACAACAACAAUUAUUACAACAACAACAACAAUUACAUUAUCAACAACAACAACAACAAUCGGCAUCAUCACCAUCAUUAUCAUCAUUAUCAUCAAAUACCAAAAGUCAAUUAAAUAUUCAACCAACCUCAUCCACCAUACCAAAAUUAGUUAAACAUGAUUCCAUCAAAAAUCUUUUAAAUAAUAGUGGUGAUUCCAUAAACACUCAACAACAACAAUAUGAAUAUCAACAUCAACAACAACAACAACCAUCAUUUCAUUUACCAUCCCAUCAUCCACAACAACCAUCCACUUUAUUACCAAAAUUAGAUACUUUAUAUGAUCGUUCACUUUUCCCAAAUAAUUUAAAUAAUCAAAAUAAUCAAAAUAAUAAUAAUAACGGUACCAAUAAUAAUAGUAGUAAUUAUCAUCAUCAUAGCAAUAGUAGCAGGAAAUAUGAAGUCAAUCGUUUCACACCUUGUCCUCUCUUCGCACUUUUAAGAUCGGUUCAAGAAAUAUUAGUGGUUAUAAUACAGUCAUCGACAGGUGUACAAUCACAGCAGACAGUUUCAAUAGUCAAUUGGAAUUCAACUAUUGAUUGUACAUCACCACAAACAUUUACAUGUAACUUUAAUAAUAAUGAAUCUUGGAUUGGAGGGUUGGUACCUGGUGUCAAUCAGACUGCUGUGAUUGACUAUUCAAAUCAGACGACGUCGAUGCAAUCGACUCAGUAUAUAUUCAUCAACUCUAAUCUAACGAUUGUAUCGUUGCAAGUGAUUGGUGAUAAGAGCGAGUCGAUUAACCUUGCUUUACAACCAAGCGACAAUUAUACGUUGGCUGUGAAUGUUACGCAGUCGUUGGAGUUGGUCAGCUCGGCCAUCUUGUUGAACGACACCAAUGUGGUGGUGGCUGGUGCUGUCACUCUUGGUCGAAUGGGUGUGUUGCAUGUUGGAAAGAGCUCGACACUGUACACACAGUCUUUUAACGGGUCGUCGUCAGGCUCGGUCUUGGUGUUGGGCAUGUUUAGCGACGUCGACGUGCAGUCGACUGGCUCGGUUGUCACGGCUGUCUCUGGGUUCUCUGUUGAGUCGUUUACAAGCGCCAAUAACGCGACCCUUGUAGUUGGAGGCGUAGUAUUUAUUGGAGAGGCGCAGACCAAGGGUAUGAUCGAGUUGAUUGGCAACUCGAGUACCGCCGCCUGCACAGUUGGUAUUGGCGCCAACUCGAAUGUGAUGCAGCUCGUGUCAAGUGCGAGUGCCAACACAUCGGUCUUUAUCACGUUGGAGGACGGCACGAUGAUUGGCAACUUGUCAAUUGGCCAGCAGUCUUCAAUUGAGAUUAACGGUGUCGUCACGGUCGAGUCAUCCGUGCUACUCAACAACACUGACAUUUUAAUCAACACUCAAUCACAACUCGUGCUCAACGGCCCGACCAACCUGGGAGAGACGGGUGGCAUCAAUGUGGAGGGUGACUUUGCCAUCACACAUCCUCUCCAACUCGGCAGCGUGGGUCUAGUCGUCCGCGGAUCCAACACGAAUGUCAUGCUCGCCAACACACAGAUUCAAGGCAACAUCUACCACGAGAAUGGUACCAUCACAGCCAACCAAACACAAAUCACCAAUGGAUGCUACUCACACAGCGACGGUGUGCUCUAUAUCCAGGCACAGGGCAACCAAAUCGUCAUCAGCUGCUACCAACAGACACAAACCACCGCACAACUUUGGAUGGCCAACAUCCAAGACCAAAACACCUCACCCUACAUCCUCGCAGAGUCGGUCGAUCUCCGCGGCCAACUCCUCUUUUCCGUCCAAGAUGAUGCCCUCACCCCCACAUUUUCCAGCAAGCUCAUUAGCACUGGCACCAUUGUAGGUCAGUUUAGUGUGACCGAUGCACUCAACGGCGAAAUCUCCAAAAAGGACUAUGCCAUCAACACUGUACAGGUCUCUGAACAAGUCUACAAUGUCGAGAUUGAUUUCUCCAAAGAAAAUACCAAACCAAAGGCUCCCCUCUGGAAAAUCUUUUUAAUCAUCAUUGGUGCCAUCGGUGGUCUCUUUAUAUUCUCAUACUUUUUAAUUAAACUAACUCGUUAUAUUAAAGCAAGACGAGCAGCAUCAUCAUCGACUGAUGGUAAUAUUAAUAAUAAUUAUCAAUAUUCUCAACUUUAA